Messenger RNA from Diabrotica balteata, 3031 nucleotides. The record is from the annotation of a GenBank genome assembly. Lineage: Eukaryota; Metazoa; Arthropoda; Insecta; Coleoptera; Chrysomelidae.
AUACACUGAACAGGUUCAGUUGUAAUAACUAGUUAAUUAAAAAUAAUUUUGAAAACUCUUAUAUUUUGAUAGUGUUAUAUUAAUAGCACCGAAAAAAUUUAAAUCUUCUCGAAUUUGAUUAAAACAUGAAAUCAGGAUUCUAUAGACAUGUAUGCAAAGAUAGCUGGUACAGGGCAGGGUCCCAGGCCGGAGGCAUCCUAACUUCGCAGCUGAAGGCAACCAAUGGCUUGGUGAGUGGGGCGGGUUUGGAGUUGGCGACCCCGCCCCUCAGCGCAGCCGGUCAACUUAAUUCUCAAGAGUUGCAAGGUUUAUUUAUUAAUCCGCACGUCGGCUAUACGCAGCCUGCGGCAGCGGGACAGAAUUUGCAAAUCGUAAAGCGGGAACCCGAGGAUUUAAGUCAUCAUCGAAAAUUGGAUUGUAGUUCACCGAGUUCGGGAAGCAUUGACGGUUCAAUAAUCAUCCCUAAGCUUUCGAGACCUAAGGUCGUGCUGGUGUCCUCCGCCGUUGGUCAGUCCGGUGAUCUGGUAGUAGAUGUCAACUCAAUCAAAGACGAGAGUCAUCACGGACUCACAUCACCACAACACGGUUCCAGAUCCAUAAAUGGGACUCCUACGUCUACACACAGUAGUCUUCUAGCAGACAGUUCAAGUACAGGGCCAAUCGAAUUCAUAUCUGCGAAUGGCCUCAAACCAGCGAUGUAUACAACGCAGAUAUUCGCCUCCAUGAGCAGCGCGCCUCACAGUGGUGGUAGUGGUACACCUUCGCCCAUUCCCUAUACCGACCAUGUUCAAUAUAGUACUCAAAGUUCGUUAGCUGGUGGAAGUAUCAGUGGUAACACUACCAUUUAUUCUUCCACCGGUAGACCGAGUAGUUCAACGACGUUUUCUGCGACUGAUCCUUAUUACCGUGAAUACUUCACUGUAGCAUCUGGAGCAGGAACUCCGGAACCAAUUUAUUCUACUCAACUGCGAAAUAACCAAUUAGCGUACGCAGAUGAGGCAGCUACUGGUGGGACAACAGCAAGUUUUGUCGAAAGAUAUGUUCGUCAAUCGACUUAUCAUGGAAAAGGUGUCAUAGCUGCCGCCGGUCUCACCGUUGAUCUCCCAAGUCCGGAUAGUGGAAUAGGCGCAGAUGCCAUCACGCCACGUGAUCAGAAUACGCUGCAGCAGUCAUUUGAUUAUGCUGAAUUGUGCCAGACCAAUUCUUCCUUGUUGGAUCCUCUUUCGUUAUCUCAACGAAGCAAUAGCAGUGCCCAGUCUCCAGGGAAUCAAACGACUAGUAGGAGCCGCCCAUGGCAUGAUUUUGGCAGACAAAAUGAUGCUGAUAAAAUACAAAUUCCUAAAAUAUUCUCUCCCGUCGGUUUUAAGUACCAUCUAGAGACGCCAAUAUCCACGUCGCAAAGACGGGAAGACGAUAGGAUUACUUACAUAAAUAAAGGGCAAUUCUAUGGAAUUACACUGGAAUAUCUACCUGAUCCUGAUAAACAGCUCAAAUCCCAGACGGUCAAAAGCAUUGUUAUGUUGAUGUUUCGAGAAGAAAAAAGCCCCGAAGACGAAAUUAAGGCCUGGCAAUUUUGGCAUGGUCGGCAGCAUUCGGUGAAACAAAGAAUACUAGAUGCAGACACCAAGAAUAGCGUAGGCUUAGUUGGUUGCAUUGAAGAAAUUGCUCAUAAUGCGAUAGCCAUAUAUUGGAACCCUCUGGAAAGCCCAGCAAAGAUUAAUAUCGCCGUCCAAUGCUUAAGCACAGACUUCAGCAGUCAGAAGGGAGUAAAAGGAUUACCGCUCCAUUUACAAAUAGACACAUAUGAAGACCCCAGGGAUUCGCAAAUCUUCCAUAGGGGUUAUUGCCAAAUAAAAGUUUUCUGUGAUAAGGGCGCAGAGCGGAAGACAAGAGAUGAAGAACGAAGAGCUGCUAAACGUAAAAUGACAGCAACAGGGCGGAAAAAGCUUGAUGAACUAUAUCAUCCUAUGUCUGAGCGAUCAGAAUUCUAUACAAUGAGUGAUCUCACCAAGCCUCCUGUGUUAUUCUCGCCAGCAGAAGACAUUGACAAGCUAACGUCAAUGGAACUGCAGGGGUUUUACUCUCAGGAAGAUGGUUCUCUUAGCGGUCCAGUAGAUCACGUGAAGACUGGAUCUCCGUUUCUUCUACACCCUGCUUCGAAACCUCCCAUAACUCCUACUCUAAAAUUUCACAACCAUUUCCCCCCUGACGCUGACAAAAAGGAAACUAUGUUAGAUAGUAGUUUAUCCUCAGAGGGCAACGUCUUCUCCCCUCCAAUAAAAAGGACAAAGUUAAUGGCCGGACCAGGCUCAGGACCUCCCCCUUUGAGCGAGAGAGUUAUGUUAUAUGUACGUCAAGAAAAUGAAGAUGUUUAUACACCGUUACAUGUAGUUCCUCCUACCACAGCAGGACUUCUAAACGCAAUUGAGAAUAAGUACAAAAUAAGCCCUUCGAAUAUUAUUAACUUGUAUCGCAAAAACAGAAAAGGAAUUAUAGCCAAGAUUGAUGAUGAUAUGGUCGCCUACUACUGCAACGAGGAUUAUUUUUUAAUGGAACUGAAGGCAGUAGAUGAAGAUCUAUAUGACUUAACGCUCGUGGAACUGAUGAACCACUAACCGCCAUUGAUAUUAUAAUCAGAUUUUGUUGUGAUUUGUUUUUUAAACAAUGUAUUUUUAAGAACGAUGUUGAUCAAAACUUUAUUAUUUGUUUAUAGUGUCUAGCAUGUUGUUUUUACAAGGAUUUUUCUUUCAUUUUAUAAUCAAACUAAGUUUUUGUUAGUUUUUGUUUUUAUGUUAUUAGGGCGUGAUUGCGUUCAUAUUUAUAAAAUAUUAAUGUGAUCAUAAAGAUCCAAUGUAACUCUAAUGUUAUCAGGUUUUAAUACAUGGUGGCAAUGUUUUUGUUUCUGAGAAUUUAAAUACGUUUAUUAAGAAUUAGCAUUUAGGGUUUACAUCGAUGUAUGUAUAUGACGUGUCACAACGUGCUGCGACUAUGUCCAUACGAACUCAUUAAUACAUUGUAAAUCAAGCAUGGU